AACCUCACAAAAAACCAUGAAAAACCAAUCGAAAUUGUUCACGAUCGGGCUAGUAUCAGCCUGGUAUACAUCCAACAUAAGUGUACUGUUGUUAAACAAGUAUUUACUAAGCAAUUACGGCUUCAAGUACCCAAUCUUCUUAACCAUGUGUCACAUGACGGCUUGCUCUUUGUUGAGCUACGUAGCGAUUGUCUGGAUGAAGAUGGUUCCAAUGCAAACGAUUCGAUCUAGGGUUCAGUUCUUUAAGAUCUCGACUUUGAGUUUAGUGUUCUGUGUGUCGGUGGUGUUUGGGAACAUUUCUUUGAGGUAUUUGCCGGUUAGUUUUAAUCAGGCCGUCGGUGCUACGACGCCGUUUUUCACGGCGGUCUUCGCUUACUUGAUGACAUUGAAGAGGGAAGCUUGGCUUACUUAUAUUACUCUUGUUCCUGUUGUUACAGGGGUUAUCAUUGCCAGUGGGGGUGAACCGAGUUUCCAUCUGUUUGGGUUUAUCAUGUGCAUUUCAGCUACAGCUGCACGAGCUCUCAAGUCAGUUUUACAAGGAAUUUUGCUUUCGUCCGAAGGAGAGAAGCUGAAUUCCAUGAACCUCCUUCUCUACAUGGCCCCUAUAGCUGUCGUUUUUCUACUUCCGGCGACACUCAUCAUGGAGGAGAAUGUGGUCGGUAUCACCCUUGCUCUUGCCCGUAAUGAUGUAAAGAUCAUUUGGUAUCUACUAUUCAAUUCAGCACUAGCAUAUUUUGUGAAUUUGACCAACUUCUUGGUCACAAAACACACCAGCGCCCUAACUUUGCAGGUUCUAGGAAAUGCAAAAGGAGCUGUAGCUGUGGUGGUUUCAAUUUUAAUUUUCAGAAAUCCAGUCUCUGUUACCGGAAUGCUCGGCUAUACACUCACAGUUUUUGGGGUUGUACUCUACAGCGAAGCCAAGAAACGAAGCAAAUGAGACGUCGUCUACAUGUAAGAUUGUCAUAUUAUGAUUUCCUUUAGUGCAA
Messenger RNA from Hibiscus syriacus, 986 nucleotides. RefSeq names its product probable sugar phosphate/phosphate translocator At3g11320. The record is from RefSeq and is a predicted model, not a curated record. Bases 17 to 937 code for a protein of 306 amino acids. The transcript is spliced from 4 exons. Gene Ontology annotation, cellular component: Golgi apparatus. Gene Ontology annotation, molecular function: antiporter activity. NCBI's taxonomy places the organism in Eukaryota, Viridiplantae, Streptophyta, Magnoliopsida, Malvales, Malvaceae.